Messenger RNA from Closterium sp. Naga37s-1, 1914 nucleotides. Lineage: Eukaryota; Viridiplantae; Streptophyta; Zygnematophyceae; Desmidiales; Closteriaceae. The record is from the annotation of a GenBank genome assembly.
AUGGUGGUGAACGUGUGGCCGUUUCUAGAAGCCAAUAGUCGGGCAUGGGAGGUGCUGACACGUGGCGGAUCCGCACUGGACGCGGUGGUGGAAGGAUGUAACGUGUGCGAGGUGCUUCAGUGCGAUGGAUCAGACCUUCCCCUUCGCCCCAUCUCCUCCCUUUUCCACCGCUCAAUCCCUCCAAUUACCAAAUUCCCCACUCUGUGCCUCCACCGCCACUUCCCCUUCUCUCCCCCCAUUUUCUCCCCCUCCCAUUCUCUUGCCCCUCCCCAACCUCUCCCGUUUCUCCCCCUUCUCCCCAUUGCCAAUGCCUCCAUGAGCGACUCCAUGGACGUGGGGGCAGUGGCCGGCCUGCGCCGAGUCAAGGCGGCAGUGCGGGCGGCGUAUCUUGUCCUCUUGCACACGUACCACUCGCUGCUGAUCGGCGACGCAGCAACGGACUUCGCCCUGGAAAUGGGCCUGGCCGGCCCGGAAGAUCUCUCCACCAAUCGCUCUCUCGCCAUGUGGCGCCAAUGGAAGGCCGCCAGCUGUCAGCCCAACUAUUGGCGCAACGUGACGCCUGAUGCCGCCCGUUACUGCGGCCCCUACCGCCCGGCCACUGCUCCAGGAUCACAUGCUUCCGAACCAAGCGGUGGUGCCACGGCCGAGCCUCAGGGGGCCGAAGCAGGUGCCGGACCUGGUGGUGCCGGACCUGCAGCCGGACCUGGUGAUGUGCGCGUGGGGUGUGAUCCACGUCUUGUUGGCCGGGAGCAAGGCUUGUUGAGGAGGCGAAACCGCCUGGCAUCACACGACACCAUCUCCAUGGUUGCCAUAGCACAGAACGGCAGCAUGGCUGCAGCGACAUCCACCAACGGACUCACCUUCCACAUCCCUGGGAGGGUGGGUGAUGCACCCAUAGCAGGAGCAGGAGCAUAUGUGGACUCAAGAGUAGGGGGCUGUGGGGCGACAGGACUGGUGGGUGAUGCACCCAUAGCAGGGGCAGGAGCAUAUGUGGACUCCAGAGUGGGGGGCUGUGGGGCAACAGGAGAUGGUGACGUCAUGAUGAGGUUCCUGCCAUGCUUUCUAGCAGUUGAGCUCAUGCGAAUGGGCUCUACCCCAGCCUCGGCUGCCGAAGCUGCCAUCAGUCGCAUCCGAGCCAAGUUCCCAACCUUUCAGGGAGGCUUGGUGGCGGUCAACAGGUUUGGGGAGCACGGAGCAGCGGUGAACAACUGGGUGCUACAGUACACUACGGAGGUCGCAAACCUUGGAGUUGAACCGACGGCCGAUGACAAGCCGACCGUCGGGACGGAGUAUGAGGCGCGUGAAGUGAGGGAGGAGGAGAUAGGAGCUGAUAGAGAAGGCGAAGUGAGCGUAAAAGCUUCUAAGGAAAAGCAGGGAAGAACCGAGGAAGUUGGGGGUAAGAGGCGUGGGAGGAGAGCAGGCAAUGCGAAGGCAAGAAGCGAAGGGAGCGGGAGUAAGAGCGGAGAGGGGGAAGCAUCCGAGGAGGAAGAGGAGGCUGUGGCAGUGAUUGCUCAAGUGCUGAUGAAGAAAUACGGACCUCAGAUAGUGAAAGAGGAGGAUGAGGGGCUUGGGAACGGAAGGAGUGGGGGAUGGGAGGAGAUUGAAGGAGGGGAAGCAUCGGAUGCAGCAACGGUGGCGGCGGUGGCGGCGGUGGCGGCAGCGGCGGCGGUCGAGGAGGAAGUUGGAAUGGACACAGAAAUGCAGGAUGAGGAAGUAGAAGCAGAAGCGAGUGAGGAAGGUAUACCAAGCAUGCCAUCUCGUCCUCGUGCCACCUCUCGCUCCUCCCUCCUCUCCCUCUACCGCUUCUUCUCCUCCCACCUCGGCAUCUCCUCCCCUUCCACUAUCGCUUCCCUCCUCGCUUCCAAUCCCCAACUCCUCCGCUCCAACCCCACCAAUGACCUCGUUGUUGACUAG